AUGCCGUCGUCGCCGCGCGUCUUCCUCGUCCGCCACGGCGAGACGGAGUGGUCGCUGAGCGGCAAACACACGGGCCGCACCGACAUCCCGCUCACGGCAGACGGCGAGGAGCGCGUGCGUGCCACGGGCGAGGCCCUCGUCGGCAACAACCGCCUCAUUGUGCCCCGGAAGCUCUCCCACAUCUACGUCUCGCCCCGCAAGCGUGCCCAGCGCACCUUUGAGCUGCUCGGCCUCGGCACCGCCGGCGCCCUCCCCUGGGCCGCCCACGGCGGCGCCCUCCAGCGCAAGGGGUCUGUGUGCGACGCCCGCGUCGAGGUCAUCGAGGACGUCCGCGAGUGGGACUAUGGCGACUAUGAGGGCAUCGUGACCCCCGAGAUUCGCAGGAUGAGGGCCGAGCAGGGCCUCCAGGGGACUUGGGACAUUUGGCGGGAUGGCUGUCCUGGGGGAGAGAGCCCCGAGCAGGUGACACAACGACUGGACCGGCUCAUCGCCGACAUCAGGCAAAAGUGGCACCAGCCCGUCAUGAGCAGCAAGCACGCCGCCGACGAGGCCGGAGACGUCCUCAUCGUCGCCCACGGCCACAUCCUGCGCGCCUUCGCCAUGCGCUGGGCCGGCAAGACGCUCCAGGACGGGCCGGCGUUUUUGCUCGAGGCCGGCGGCGUCGGCACCCUCAGCUAUGAGCAUCACAACAUCGAGGAGCCCGCCAUUCUGCUUGGCGGCGCCUUUGUCGUUGACAUGGUCGAAAAGGGCAUGCAGAAAUAA
This is a messenger RNA of Hirsutella rhossiliensis, 762 nucleotides long. RefSeq names its product histidine phosphatase superfamily (branch 1) domain-containing protein. The transcript is spliced from 4 exons. Bases 1 to 762 code for a protein of 253 amino acids. The record is from RefSeq and is a predicted model, not a curated record. NCBI's taxonomy places the organism in Eukaryota, Fungi, Ascomycota, Sordariomycetes, Hypocreales, Ophiocordycipitaceae. Gene Ontology annotation, molecular function: sedoheptulose-bisphosphatase activity. Gene Ontology annotation, biological process: ribose phosphate biosynthetic process.